Molecule: messenger RNA, 1359 nt
Organism: Culex quinquefasciatus (southern house mosquito)
Lineage: Eukaryota; Metazoa; Arthropoda; Insecta; Diptera; Culicidae
Product: adhesion G-protein coupled receptor G2
Exons: 1
Coding region: 1-1359 (452 amino acids)
Biological process (GO): G protein-coupled receptor signaling pathway; cell surface receptor signaling pathway
Cellular component (GO): membrane
Molecular function (GO): G protein-coupled receptor activity
Source: RefSeq, a predicted model, not a curated record
AUGGACGACUCGGAAGAGGAUACCUUAGCUAUCGAGAACCUCGAGAUCGCUUCCUUCGUUCCGCGGACUCUUCUAAACAAAAUGAAACAACUCCGCCCCAACAACUCAAACCCCGAUGUCCCGUUCCGGGUGGUCAUUUCGGUGUACUUCAACGAUCGCUUCUUCCAAGAGUCUUUGGGGGAGAACAGUCGCGGAACUAACGGUAAGAUCGUUAGCGUUACCGUGCCCGGGUACGGAUCCGAACUGCCCGAACGAUUGCCGGUGUUUGUCCGCGAAGUGGAUCCCGCUCGGAACAGUUCGUGCGAGUUUUGGAAGUUUCUGCGAAACGACGGUGACGAUACGAGUCGGUGGUCUCCGAUUGGGUGCGAAUCGUCCGGAAAGUGGAACAACGUGAAUCUGUGCAAGUGUUCCCACAUGACGAGCUUCUCGCGGAUCUUUCUGGACGCUGUUGGCGCUGAAAAGCUGACGGAAGAGCAUCCGAACGCUGAACUGAUUCUGGAUACGAUCACGCUGGUUGGCUGCUUGUUGUCCUUGUUUGGAAUUGUGGGGAUCUUCAUAACCGCGAUCGUGUUCCCGCGAUGGAACGACCUGUUCAACACCAAGAUUCUGCUGAACCUGUCCUUUGCGGUCGCUAUCGAGUUGAUCGUUUUUACGUUCAUCGGAUACUUCAGUAGACCCGACGAUGACAUGUGGUGUGCCGUACAGGGUGCCUCCAUUCACUACACCAUCCUGGUGACCUUUAUGUGGAUGCUGGUGAUCGCGCACUUGCAGUUCAUGCAGUUUGUCAAAGUACUCGGCAAGCUGAGGCCAACGCACUGUGUCCUGAAGGCAACGAUCGUGAGCUGGGUUCUUCCGUUGGCUCCGGUAGGCUUCUUCUUCUUCCAAAACAAUGAUCUUUACCUUCCAAAAAAGAAUUACACUUCGGACAUUUGCUUCCCACACGAUCAAGCCCAAUUCUACGGUCUCCUUAUACCGAUCGCACUGAUCCUCACCGUCAACCUGGCUUGCUUCCUUCUGAUCAUGUACCACGUGUCCCGAGCCCCGGACAACCUGACACGAUCAACCAACAAAAACAUGGCCCUGCUUCAACUUCGCCUGCUGGUGCUGCUGUUCUUCCAGCUCGGACUAUCCUGGAUGUUCGGCAUGAUGAUCACCGAAAACGCACACCUCGUCUGGUCCUACUUGUUCUGCUUCACCGCUCCCUACCAAGGACUAAUGCUCUUCGUCAACUUUAUCCUGCUCCAACCCUCCACCCGAAGACUCUGGUCGAAAAAGAUCGCCGAAGUGGUCACCCAAAACUACGACAGAUUCGCCCUCAAGAAGUCCACGUCCUCUUCCCAACCACCAAUGUGGCUGUAA